Messenger RNA from Racocetra fulgida, 4206 nucleotides. The record is from the annotation of a GenBank genome assembly. Lineage: Eukaryota; Fungi; Glomeromycota; Glomeromycetes; Diversisporales; Gigasporaceae.
AUGGAAAACGAUCUAUUAGAAGCCUUUACUGACAUUGUUGUGAACAACAAGCCAAUAACAUCUAUUUCACCCAUAUUCGAAAGGUUUCAAAAUGGCGAGUAUGACCAUGAAGCCUUUAUACAAUACCUCCUUGAUGCAAUAUGGUACAUUGAUACUACGAUAAUUGACAGUGCCAAUGACAAGACGAUGGAAAGUGAGCGUCGUCGAAACUUAAGUAGCAUUGUCAAAUACCUUAAUACAAAUAAUAUCGUUGAUACCAAAAACAUGAAGACCAAAUUAGAUAUCGUCCUACUGGAAAAUGCUGGCGUUGUAGAAGAAAAAACUUUUGGCCGACGAUGCGUAAGGAUAAAUACGGCAAUGCUGUAUAAGCAACAAAAGUAUAACCUUGCCCGAGAAGAAUCAGAAGGUUAUUCAAAAUUAAUGUGUGAAUUAACCAUGAGUUACAACACCAUGUAUAAAAAUGGUGAUGAAAAGUCUCAGAAUGUGCGUGUGCAAAGUCUCUUGGAGACUAUACAGACAUUAAUAGGAUUCUUUAAUUUGGAUCCUAAUCGUGUUCUCGACUUAAUUCUCGACGUAUUUAUUGCAAAUGUAAAGGAUCAUUAUGAAUUUUUCAUACGACUUUUAAAGAACUCCCCUUGGCUACCGGAUCCUAUUGAUGUGGAUAAAUGCAAUUCUGAUCAUGAUAUUUUGGAUGAGUGGUCGAAUGAUAAGGGUAAUCAAACAUGCGCUCAAUUGCUUGGCACAAAAUUUUCUCGUUAUAAAGGUUCCGACAUGAUGUCAGAUGCAUUUCAAUCAUUGUAUAUCGCUUCUGCAAUAUUAAUCCACAAUGAGAUUGUAAAAAUUGCUGAUUUGUAUCCAUAUAUUCUGAAGGAACCUGGCGAUAAUGAUCCAUACGAACAUUUAAGCGGAAUUGCAUGUGCUUUUCUUGAAAUCGGUGACUUUUACCAUGCACGUUAUGUAUUACAUCAUCUUCCUGAUAUUGGGGAAUCCGUCGUCAAAUGUUUGCGUGAGAUAAUUAAUGUAGCAAUUCACGAAGUUUAUGUUCCAAUCGCCCCUCGAUUAAUAAAAUAUUUUCCAACUCCGACUUUUUUUGGUUCCUGGUAUAAACAAUGGAGUGAAGGAGUUCCCAUUUUUCAUUCUUUUAUGGAUCUCAUAAAUGAAAAAGGACGGCAAUUACUACAUUUUGUCGGCCCAUGGCUUUCUAAAGAUCUUAUAUUACUCACCAAAAUAAUGCGUAUCACAUUUCACCAUCUAAAGGAAUCCAAGAAUACUCCAGAUUAUGAAAUUAUUCAAAAUGGUUGGAUUGACAUUCUUCUAACGGUAAUUUUGCCAAGUAUAUCUAUGCCAGGCACUACGUGUGGUGUGAUAGAUGAGUUAUGGAACAUUCUUAAAUUAUUCCCGUAUGAAACAAGAUACAAGAUAUAUGCCGAUUGGAAGCUAGUUUACAGUUCUCACCAGUUAUUAAGAGAGCAGCAGAAGAAGGUCUCAUAUAUUACUAAAGAUAUUUUAAAGAAGAUAACAGAAGAAAAUUGCCGGGUGAAAGGUCGUGAUCUUGCCAAAAUUUCACAUACAAAUCCGACAGUCGUAUUUGAAAUUAUUCUAAAACAAAUUCAAGCCUAUGAUAAUAUGAUGACUUCAUUUGUCGAAGCCUGUAAAUACUUUACGGCCCUUGAAUAUGAUAUCCUGACUUAUCAGAUGCUAGAGAUAUUUGCUUGUGACAGGGCAAGGUUAAAAGAAGAUGGUGUCAACAUUAGCGAUUGGCUUAAACAUUUGUCAGACUUUUGCGGAAAUAUGUGUCGAAAAUAUGAUAAAAUGAACCUCACAGGCAUUCUUCAAUUCAUUGUUUGCAAACUCAAAGAUCGCAGCUCCGUGGAUCUAUAUGUUCUUUCACAGCUAAUUACUGCAAUGUCUGGGAUUAAAUACGAAACAAUCCCUUCAAAUUUAGAUGUAAUCCUUAUGGGUACUGGAGAAAAUCUACGAAACAUCAAAUUAUUUAAUCGGAAUCAAAAAAAUGUCCGUCGCAAUUCCUCCCGGCUGGGUCAAACACUUGUCGAGGAGGGGUUUGCCAUGAAGAUUGCUAUACUGAUUGCUCAACUGGCGCAAAGCAUUCCGUAUGAAGCAUUUGGCGUGGUGGAAGAAUCCGCAGGCCUUAAGUCCGUUAUUCAUCAGAUGGAUCUUUGCCGCAACACUUAUAUUCAAUAUGUAGAUUUUUUAGCAAUGACUAUAGGCAUGGAGGAAUAUGCUGCAAUUGUCCCUGAUAUUGAAAAAUUGACUAGAACAUAUCAAUUACAAAUGGAAUAUGCUUUUAUGUUGCUACGGCCGGUAAUGAAUUACAAGCUAAAGCAACAUACAGAUGCAAACGAUUCAAUGAAUAUAAACAAUGAGUCAACAGUAAUUUGGCAGCCCUCCUUAUUACCUAUAAUCGAUCAAGUUAAAUCCAUUUUGCCGGCCUAUGUGUGGAAUGGAAUCAGUCCACAUUUCUUUGUUACUUUUUGGCAGUUGUCUUUAUAUGACUUAGAAUUUCCACAAGAAGAAUAUCGUAAAGCUAAGAAUGAUUUGCUAAAUUCUGCAAAUGAUGAUAAGAUUCGUGAUAAAUCCAAAAUUCUUGAUAUUGCUCGUCAAAUCGAUGAAGAUAGGCGAACACAUGAGCAACACGUAAAAAGUGUUAAAAAUCGAUUAAAGAUCGAGAAAGAUCAUUGGUUUUCCGGACAAUUCACUAAUCGUCAAGAUAUUAUAACACAAUUUUGGCAAUAUUGUCUUUUCCCACGGUUGAUCACAAGUGCUGAUAAUGCCGUGUUUUGUGUUAAAUUUAUAGAAAUUAUGCAUGAAAUUGGCACUGCUAACUUUUCUACACUCACAUUGUAUGAUCGGAUCUUUGCAGACCAAGUGCAACCGUUGAUCUUUACCUGUUCUGAGUCUGAGGCACGAAAUUAUGGUGCUUUUCUCCAAACAGUUUUGGCCUCCCUUAGUAAAUUGCACAAAAGUCCACAAGAAUAUGAAAAUAAAGGCAAAGGAUCGGGAAUUCCAGGGUUCCAAAUGAAAUGGUCUGCCCAUAAUCGCCAGCCGACCAGUAUUUCCGAAACUGAUCUAUUACAAUAUGAAGAUUUUAGACGUGUAUAUUACAAAUGGCACUCAAAGCUUCUAAAGGCCUUUGAACAAGGGCUUCAAUCUAUGGAAUACUUUUCAGUUAGGAAUUCUAUUAUUGUCCUUAAUAACAUUGUGUUAUACUUUCCGGCAAUUGACACCUUUGGAAAGAAACUUCAAGACAAUAUUGAUAGGAUUGUUAAAAAUGGAAAUUACGAUAUUUUAACUUUGGCUAUAAGUUAUUCUGCUGUAUUAAAAGGAAGACAACAAUUUUGGGUGUCUACUCGAUCAUUCCAAAAGCCGAAAAAUUCCAGUAACACGGAUUCAAUACAUGAUGAAAAAGGAGCAAAACAUGAUGAAAGAAUAGAGAAAACAGGAUCGUCAUCUCCUUCACAAAGGACAACUCAAGCUUUGGUAGCCUCACGAUCAAGUCCUUUAUCAAACAUGAGAGGUGAUCAACAGUCACCUAAUUCAACUAUUAGAACUAAUAGUCCACGAAGACAAAUACAUCCACUACCUGACAAACCUUUUAAUAAAAAAGACCGUGAUAGGGAUCGAGAGAGAGAUCGUAUCAAAGAUAGAAAAGAUGUUCAAUUUGAGCGUGGCAGUGAUGAUAAAAAAGAGAUGUUGGUUCGUAAUAAAGAAAGACAACCCGCUGAUGAUCGGAAUAAGAGAAUUGAUCAUCAUCCUCGUAUGCGAGAUCGUAAAGAGCGAGAAAGGUCACGUGAGAUUGAAAGAGGCGAUCGUGAGGAUAGACGAGAACGUGAAGGUGAACGUGAUCGCCAUCGAAAUGAUGCAAGUAGAAGACGACAUAUUGAAGACCCUGCUAUUCGCAGACCACGAGAAGAUCGAGAAAUCAUGGCAACUCAAAGAUUUAUAAACAGCAAGAAAAGAGACCGUGUUGAAAGAGACCGAGAUGAUGAACCAGAAUCACCGGUUCCCUCAAACAAGAAGAGGAAUGUUGACCGGGGUAUUGAAAGUCUUGCUGCUACGGUGCCUCCCCGUCCGCCCAUCAAGUUAAAUCGUUCUGUGGAACAUAUCAAUGAUUUGGCUUCUUCAAUGCCAGUAACACCAAUGAGUGGAAAAAGAAAUGAUAAGCGUGACAAUCGAAGAAGAUAUUAA